GGCGCCUCUUUCGUGAUUUUGGGCUUGCCGCUGCCUCUCCGCAGCUGUUUGCUCAGUUUCGUGGUGUCUGCUGGACUUCAUCAAGCGCUGCAAACGGUGAGAAGCAUCGCUCUCGCCGCCCGCUAGCCCACACUACCUCGCGCCUUCGCCGACGCGCCUCGCCGCGCCGCCGCGCCGCACCGCCGCGCCGCCGCAACCCGCACGCGCACGCGCACCCGCCGCUCGCGCUCCGCGCACGCACCGCUUGACGCUAUGUCCGCGCCACCAGGCAGCGACCCGCCCCAGGGCGGCUAUGGCGCUUAUCCCGGGCAGCCGCCGGCCGGCGGCGCGCCGGCCGGAGGCGCGCCUCAGCAGGGCUACGGGCAGCAGCCGCAGUAUGGCGCUCCGCAGGGCGGCUACCAGCAGCCGCAGUACGGCGGCGGCGGCGGGUACCCGCCCCAGCAGCAGUACGGCGCGCCCCAGGGCUACGGAGGAGGUGGGUACGGAGCCCCGCCGCCGCAGCAGGGCUAUGGAGGAGGCGGAUACGGAGGAGGUGGCUACGGCGCGCCCCCGCCCCAGCAGUACGGGGGCGGCGGCGGCUAUGGAGGCGGCGGCUACCCGCCCCAGGGCGGCGGCGGCUUUUACGGAGGGCGCGAGCCAGUGCACAAAAUUGUCGCGACAACCUCACUAUCGAUGUUGCACUCAACUCAUUGAUUGAUUUCCGCACAGGAGAGCGCAGCCGAUGGGCCGCUCGUAUGGUCGCAUCGACCCCGUGACUGGGCAUGACUACAUGCGCGUCGAGGGCGACACGACGCCCUGCGACGAGCAGCAGAUUCACGCGAUCCUCAAGAGGUGCGCGGACCGCGUCGCAAACUUUCCGCGUCGACGGCGUGGGGCGAGAGUACAUCUAGCCGACCGGCACGCCAUCGCCGCGACGGGAGCGUCGACGGCAUGGCGUGGACGCCGUCGAGCGGACACCACGAUACGUCGAGAGAGAUAACGCACGGCGUCACAAAAAAAAACGCAGGCGCCUCCAGUGCAAGAUGUCGCGCCAGUUCCAGGAGGCGGACCAGCUCCGGGACCAGCUCUCGGCGCUGGGCGUCAUGGUCCACGACCGCGAGAAGACCUGGGAGGUCAAGCCCGGCUUCGGCGGCGCGCCGGCCGGGGGCGCGUACGGCGGGAACAACUUCGGCGCGCAGCCCGGACAAUACGCGGGCAAGCCGCCCGCCGACUACUACUCGGCCCCGACCGGCGCCGGCGGCUUCUCGUCGGCGCCGCCCUCAUUGAACGACAUGGCCACGGACGCGCAGAAGCGCAUCGCCGCGGCGCAACAAGCCGCCGCGGCCGCGUCCGCCGGCAUCCCGCCGACCGUCGCGCCCCAAGGCGCCACGCCCUACCCGCCUCCACCACAACGGGCGCCGGCGCCGGCGCCGCCCGCGGCGCGCGGCCGCUCGAACUCGGACUCGUCCUCGUCCUCAUCUUCUCGGUCGCGGUCGCGGUCGCGCGAGCGCAAGCCCGGCGCCAUCCCGCGCAAGGGCGACGCGGCUGCUGCGCCGGCGCCGGCUGCUGACGCCGACGACGAGAAGAAGGCCGACUAGAUCCCCGUUCCCCCCCUCUAACACCCCUCCUUCGCACAUCACAUUACGACGGUG
Messenger RNA from Pelagomonas calceolata, 1631 nucleotides. The record is from the annotation of a GenBank genome assembly. Lineage: Eukaryota; Pelagophyceae; Pelagomonadales; Pelagomonadaceae.